AUGUAUUAUUAGAAUUAAAGAAUACCAGUUCCGUUACAAAGAAUAGAAUUCAAACAUAUUCUUUCAGGAUUACAAAAGCCCUUGUAAAAAUAAGAUGAAAUAAAUGAAAAGCCAUUAGAAACUAGAAAAAACAGAAAAAAACCUGAAGUAAAAUUCUUAUAGGACUUAUAAAGAAAUGAGAAAUGUGAGCAGCAAGCACUAUAAUUAUCAGAUACUAUGUGGGAUGAUCGAAUAUUAUAGAAGUUGGAGAAAUUGAAGAAGCAGCCUAAAGAAUUCUUUAAAAAAGUUCCAAAAGAUCCAAUAACAUUAAUGAAUUCAUCCAAAAUUAACAAAUUUAUUGAAAUUAAAAUAUUGGCAUAAUCAAAAGAAGAUGUUUAAAAAGUAUCAAGAGAAUCAUUAAGACAAAUGAAUUAGAUAUAGGAGGUGGAUGUGAAAGAGUUAUUGAACUAGUACCCACAUUAGUUCAAUUUUACAACAUCGGCAGAUGCAAGAAAGAAAAAGGAAGUAUUAGAUACAAAGGAUAAAUAUAUGAAAAUAUUCUUUGUUAGAAAUUGUUCUACAAGUAUGAGUAAAUCUAAAGUUAAUAAUAAACAAUUACAUAGUAGUGGUGACUCACAAAAAUACAUGAAUUUAGAAUAAAUAAAAGAAAGGAAGAAUAAUAAAAACAAUUUGUCAUUUUGUACUUGGAGUAAAUUAUCAGAAUUAGAAUGUCCUGGAUAUUGCACUUUCAUCAAAUAACUGGCAGUCAAAAAUAAGUUAUAGCAGAGUUGUUGCUAACAGAAAAAUAACUCUUAAAAUUUAGUAAACGAUUGA
Messenger RNA from Paramecium tetraurelia, 813 nucleotides. RefSeq lists its product as uncharacterized. The record is from RefSeq and is a predicted model, not a curated record. The transcript is spliced from 2 exons. Lineage: Eukaryota; Ciliophora; Oligohymenophorea; Peniculida; Parameciidae.